This is a messenger RNA of Artibeus jamaicensis (Jamaican fruit-eating bat), 1044 nucleotides long. RefSeq names its product intraflagellar transport 27 (gene IFT27). The record is from RefSeq and is a predicted model, not a curated record. The transcript is spliced from 7 exons. NCBI's taxonomy places the organism in Eukaryota, Metazoa, Chordata, Mammalia, Chiroptera, Phyllostomidae. Gene Ontology annotation, cellular component: Golgi apparatus. Gene Ontology annotation, molecular function: GTPase activity; GTP binding. Bases 350 to 910 code for a protein of 186 amino acids.
GGCCGAGGAGGCGGGACCGGUGGGCACGGUUGCUUCGCUAGUUCGUCUGCGCGGUGCUUGGGACGUGGGGUUGUGGGGGUCACUCUUCCUGAUGGUCCCCGCUGGAAGGGACUGGGCGGCGAAUGAGAGCCGCGAGCCGCGUCACCUCGCUGGCACCUUCCGGGCUGCCUACUGAGGCCUUGAGCUGGGCUCCGUCUGGCGUGCCACUGCGUCCUCACCCAACCCUAGCCCCCGUAGCCUCCCCCUGUACUGCCCAAAGGGUCCAGUCCCAUCUGUCCCCGUCCCCACCGCAGCCACAGGCCGCACCGCCUCUAGCCGCUGCUGUGGUCCGUGGAGGUGGUCGGUUACCAUGGUGAAGCUGGCAGCCAAAUGCAUUCUGGCAGGAGACCCAGCGGUGGGCAAGACCGCCCUGGCGCAGAUAUUUCGCAGCGACGGAGCCCAUUUCCAGAAGAACUACACCCUGACCACAGGGGUGGAUUUGGUGGUGAAGACGGUGCCAGUUCCUGACUCGGGGGACAGUGUGGAGCUCUUCAUUUUUGACUCUGCCGGCAAGGAGCUGUUUUCUGAGAUGCUGGAUAAGUUGUGGGAGAGUCCCAACGUCCUGUGUCUCGUCUACGACGUGACCAACGAGCAGUCCUUCAGCAGCUGCAGCAAGUGGCUGGAGAAGGCACAGCUACAGGUUCCAGGCGCCUUCCUCCCAGGUGUGCUAGUGGGCAACAAGACGGACCUGGCCAGCAGGCGGGCGGUGCAGUCGGCGCAGGCCCGUGCCUGGGCGCUGGGCCAAGGCCUGGAGUGUUUUGAAACAUCAGUGAAGGACAUGGAGAACUACGAAGCCCCGUUCCAGCAUCUGGCCCGGCAGUUCCACCAGCUGUACCGGGAGAAGGUGGAGAGCUUCCGCGCACUCGUGUGAGGGGCUGGGAGCUGCUGCUGGUGGCCCGGCAGUGCCCCCCACCUGCCAGUCUCCUUGGAAGCGGAGAGAAGGUGGGCUGCCGUGGUCCUUCCCACCUACUGUGACAGCUUUAAAUAAAAUAACAUGUGGAAGCA